This is a messenger RNA of Rhipicephalus sanguineus (brown dog tick), 1479 nucleotides long. RefSeq lists its product as uncharacterized. Gene Ontology annotation, molecular function: nucleic acid binding. Lineage: Eukaryota; Metazoa; Arthropoda; Arachnida; Ixodida; Ixodidae. The record is from RefSeq and is a predicted model, not a curated record. The transcript has a single exon. Bases 1 to 1479 code for a protein of 492 amino acids.
AUGGAUCCCAUCGAGGUGACAUCGGAACGCGACUCUCUUUCUGACGAAGUUCCUGCAGACGACUCGCCGCCAACGCCACUCCGGUAUUUCAAAAAACACCAGAGUGGUAACAUCCUCGGCAGUGCUGUAAGGCAACUUAUCUUGAACUGCUACAUUAAGCUGCGGCACCGAAAGUCAUAUCCAAGCGUGGCUGAAGCUUGCGACACCGUCGCUGACCUGCUUGGCGUCAGUCCAUCUACAGUGUACAGCGUCAGGAACGAUGCCAAAGUGACUGACGGCGUGCUGACCACACCAUCACGGAAGCGGCCAGCACGUGUUGGCAAGGACCGUCGGACCACGUUGUACGAUGACUUUACGAAGUGUGCCCUGAGGACAUGCGUGCACAGUUUCUUUCGGCGCAACGAGGUACCCACAGCCACAAAAAUCGCCGCACAGUUUCGUGCCAGCGACGACCUGCCUGACCUAACACCAUGGACGGUGCGGCGCCUGCUGCAAGACAUUGGCUUCAGGCACGAAAAAAGAAGCAGGAACUCGCUGCUAAUUGAACGGGAUGACAUUGUCGCUUGGCAGCAAAGUUAUCUCCGUGACAUCGCAACGUACCGAGACGAGGGCCGUCCCAUAUACUAUUUGGACGAAACAUGGGUGAGUGCCGGGCACACCGUAUCGAAAGUGUGGACUGACGGUACUGUGACAUCGUCACACGACGCCUUCAUGCGGGGCCUUACGACUGGACUGAAGCAGCCAUCAGGAAGAGGUCAACGGUUGAUAAUCAGCCACAUCGGCAGCAAGGACGGCUUCAUUGAUGGCUGUUUGGACAUAUUCCGUGGAAGGAAGACUGGAGAUUAUCAUGAGGAGAUGGACGGAAACCGUUUUGAAAAUUGGUUCCAGCGUGUUAUUAAGAAACUUCCUGAGGGAAGUGUUAUCGUCAUGGAUAAUGCUCCCUACCAUUCCCGCAGGGUCGAAGCUGUGCCAACAACGGCCUCUCGCAAGGAUGCAAUUGUGCAGUGGCUCACCGAAAAAGGUGUACCUUACGAUGCCGGUAUGAGGAAGAAGGAGCUGCUAGACAUUGUCUCUUCGCUCAAGCCACGCUUUCAGAAGUAUCGCAUUGAUACAGCUGCAGAGAAUGCUGGCUGUGUUGUGCUAAGGCUUCCUCCUUACCACUGCGAAUUAAACCCCAUUGAAUUGAUCUGGGCGCAGGUAAAGAAUGGUGUCGCAGCAAGGAACAGAACAUUCAAACUCUCCGAUGUGGAGGACCUGUUGAGGGAGGAAGUGGAAAAAGUCACUGCUGUAAACUGGGCCAAUGCUGAAAGACACGUCCGUGAGACUGAAGCAUUGUUCUUUCGAAACAGCGGCAGUAGCGACCACAUUAAGCCGAUAAUUAUUAUGCUAGACGGGGACGACGCGAGCGACGAUUCGUCACGGAGUGAGCAAAGUGGCGAUGAGGAUCCACUUCCUCGGAAACACAUGAUUGCCGCUUGA